CGGCGGCAGCGCUGCCUAUCUUACCGUUGGGGAUGCCGCUUAUCAGGGUGCUGUGGCGGCGGCGAUGGCGAAGAAGGGCGGCAGCGGCGAGGAGCAGCCGAAUUUGGGCCCGGAGCCGGAGCCGGAGGGGCCGCGGGUGGUGGACUGGAGGUGGAUCCGGGACAUCCUAGCGAGGCGGGACCAGGCUGCUGCCGCCGCAGCCUGGGAGGAGGGGGCCGAGGAGCGGGUUGUAGGCGAGGUAGCGGAGGAGGAGGUGAAGGAGGAGCCGGGGGAGGGCGGCAGCGGUUGUCCAUGCGGGCUGGGAGCUGCCCCCUCCCCACCGGCCGCUUUCUGUGCCUCGCCGGCCUCACCGCUGAGGCAGGUACGGCACAAGAAGCGGCGGCGGUGCUGCCCCCGCCCCGACCUCACCCGCCUGCCGGAGGAGCUCUACCCGCCUCGGGUGGCUGUGGGUGUGGGUGUCAAUGUUGAUGUGGGUGACGCUGUGGCUAGGGUGACGGCAGAGCUGGCGACUACAACGCAGGCCCCACAGCAGCGUCCGCCCCUGCCCCGGACGCUUCCUGAAGGGCUGGCAACCGGGGAGCAGGUGCGGCAACAGCAGCUGCAAUCUCAAGUGCCCCAACUGGAAACGCAUGGCUCGUGCGCGCUUGGGAAGGAUGGCGGUGGCUGCUGUGGCGGCGGCAGCAGCACCGGUAGUAGGGAUGGGGUUGCUGGCGCUGGAGGGGUCGACUUGCCGCUGCAGCAGCCUCGACGGCCUCAACAGCUGCAGCAGCAUCCCAAGGAGCCGCAUCCACUGCUGCCACAGUCUCCACCGCCGCCGCUGCAGCAGGGGCUGGGGCCAGGUGCCUACCCGGCGACACUGCUUGCCCCUUGCCCGACCGAAAGGCCGAGGUGGGAACAAGGCGAGCCCGCUCCCGCUACCCCGCCAGCCGUUGCUGCUGCUGCUGCUGUGCCAAGCUCCCCGGAAGUGCACCCAAUGACCCGGCAGCAGCAACAGCAGCAGGUGGUGGUGGGUCAUCAGGAAGGGGCUAGGUCGGCGGGGCAGCAGCAGCAGCAGCAGGGCCGGAGGUGGGAGCGGAAGUGGGAGCGAGCCCAGCCGCCACCGCAGCAGCUGCCGUUGUGCAGCCCCACUCGGGCCAUCUUGCAGCGUCUGCUGGCGGAGGAAGGGGAUGCGGAUGGCGUGUCCGAGGGCGAUGCGCACCCAAGCGGCUGCUGUCGUGUCUACCACCCUCUUCCUGCUGCGGCAGCGGCUAAAGCGGCACCCGAUGCGGAUACUUGGGCAGUUGGUAUCCGCGGCUAUGCUAGCUGCGAGGGUGCCGCUGCGACAGUGCAGCAGCAACAAGUGUUGGGAAGCAGUGCAGGUGGAGGGCGCGGGUGGUUCCCACCAGGCCUUGCAGCCCCUGCGCACGACCAGCCCGGGCUGCCCCAGCUGCCGGCUCCAGCUCUAGCCGUC
Astrephomene gubernaculifera is the source of this 1450-nucleotide messenger RNA. NCBI's taxonomy places the organism in Eukaryota, Viridiplantae, Chlorophyta, Chlorophyceae, Chlamydomonadales, Astrephomenaceae. The record is from the annotation of a GenBank genome assembly.